Molecule: messenger RNA, 1905 nt
Organism: Chanos chanos (milkfish)
Lineage: Eukaryota; Metazoa; Chordata; Actinopteri; Gonorynchiformes; Chanidae
Gene: ppp2r5cb
Product: protein phosphatase 2, regulatory subunit B', gamma b
Exons: 16
Coding region: 4-1737 (577 amino acids)
Biological process (GO): protein dephosphorylation; signal transduction
Cellular component (GO): cytosol; nucleus; protein phosphatase type 2A complex
Molecular function (GO): protein phosphatase activator activity
Source: RefSeq, a predicted model, not a curated record
GCAAUGCCGAAUAAAAAUAAAAAAGAAAAGGAGUCUCCAAAGUCCGGAAAAGUUGGUAAAACGGGAGGUCAGGAGAAUUCAGAGCAUGAGGGAUCAAAUAGGAAGGGCAGCUACAGUGUUCCUCCUACCACACAGCUCCUGAAAGGGAAGCAGUCUGGAUCUCAAGCCCCUGUGAAAAAGGAAAAGAGACAGAGCUCCUCCCGUUUUAGCCUGAGCAACAACAGAGAGCUUCAAAAACUGCCUGCGUUCAAAGAUGUGCCCCCUGCGGAGCAGGAGAAGCUGUUUGUGCAGAAGCUGCGUCAGUGCUGCGUGCUCUUUGACUUUGUGUCAGACCCACUGAGUGACCUGAAAUGGAAGGAGAUAAAGCGUGCGGCCCUCAGUGAGAUGGUGGAGUACAUCACCCACAAUAGGAAUGUCAUCACCGAACCAGUCUACCCAGAGGUCGUCCACAUGUUUGCAGUCAACAUGUUUAGAACGUUACCACCUUCAUCUAAUCCCACGGGGGCAGAGUUCGAUCCCGAGGAGGAUGAACCAACUUUAGAAGCUGCGUGGCCUCACCUACAGCUCGUCUAUGAAUUUUUCCUGCGGUUUUUAGAAUCUCCAGACUUUCAACCAAAUAUAGCCAAGAAGUACAUUGACCAGAAAUUUGUCAUGCAGCUUUUAGAACUCUUUGACAGUGAGGAUCCUCGCGAGCGGGAUUUCCUUAAGACAACUCUGCACCGCAUUUACGGCAAAUUCCUCGGCCUCCGAGCCUACAUCAGGAAACAGAUUAAUAACAUUUUCUAUCGGUUCAUUUAUGAGACUGAACAUCAUAAUGGAAUAGCAGAGUUACUGGAAAUAUUAGGAAGCAUUAUUAAUGGGUUCGCUUUACCACUGAAGGAAGAGCACAAGAUUUUCCUCUUGAAAGUUUUGUUGCCUUUACACAAAGUCAAGUCACUCAGUGUUUACCAUCCACAGUUGGCGUACUGCGUGGUGCAGUUUUUAGAGAAGGACAGCACCCUGACUGAGCCUGUAGUAAUGGCUUUACUGAAGUACUGGCCAAAGACACACAGCCCAAAGGAGGUGAUGUUCCUCAAUGAAUUGGAGGAGAUCUUGGACGUCAUUGAGCCCUCGGAGUUUGUCAAAGUUAUGGAGCCACUCUUCAGACAGCUGGCCAAAUGUGUCUCUAGCCCUCACUUCCAGGUUGCAGAGCGAGCUUUAUAUUACUGGAAUAAUGAGUACAUCAUGAGUCUGAUCAGUGACAACGCAGCCAGGAUUUUACCCAUCAUGUUCCCAGCACUGUACCGAAACUCCAAGACCCACUGGAACAAGACUAUUCACGGUCUUAUCUACAACGCGCUAAAGCUCUUCAUGGAGAUGAACCAGAAGCUGUUUGACGACUGCACCCAACAGUUCAGAGCCGAGAAAAACAAAGAGAAAGCGAAAUGGAAAGAACGUGAGGAAGCCUGGAUAAAGAUUGAGAACCUUGCUAAAUCCAACCCACAGUUCCUCAUGUAUGUUGACCCAUCCAGUGGGAAUAGUCCAAUGGAAAUGGAGACAGAUGGUCCAAAUGUGGAUGACGUCAUCAUGCUGAAAAAAACAGUUGAGGAGGAAGCCACUCAGCUGCAGAGAGACCAGCGUAAAGAUCGCCCCCUCGUGCGCAGGAAGUCGGAGCUCCCUCAGGACAUGUCCACAGUAAAAGCCCUCGAGUCACACCGCCGUGCUGAGGACAUGAUAACCACUCACGACGGCCACUAACAGACCACAACCGCCUGCCCUGGAGCAGCACGGUCCAGCACAGUACCAAUGGCACAGAACCAGCUCGGUGUGACCCAAACACGCCUAGCUCUGCCCCCCCUUAAAAAAGAAGCCACAGUGAGGGUCCUUCCCACCCACCCCCUUUCUCACUGGCCAUCUCUCUCUCUC